Messenger RNA from Anarrhichthys ocellatus (wolf-eel), 1657 nucleotides. It is a transcript of the gene rab41, whose product is annotated as RAB41, member RAS oncogene family. Lineage: Eukaryota; Metazoa; Chordata; Actinopteri; Perciformes; Anarhichadidae. Bases 105 to 740 code for a protein of 211 amino acids. Gene Ontology annotation, molecular function: GTPase activity; GTP binding. The record is from RefSeq and is a predicted model, not a curated record. The transcript has 8 exons.
GAGCUGGAGCCGGAUGAAUAUACACUACUCGCUCCUCUCCGGUCUAGACAUCACAUCAUUACCCAAAGUCAGCUAACAGUUAGCAGUUUAUUUUUUAGAACAAAAUGUCAACCUCGACCGGCGGCGGAGAGUUUGGCAACCCUCUACGAAAGUUCAAGCUCGUCUUUCUGGGCGAACAGAGUGUUGGGAAAACCUCCCUCAUCACCAGGUUUAUGUAUGACAGUUUCGACAACACUUAUCAGGCAACAAUUGGCAUUGACUUUUUGUCAAAAACCAUGUACCUAGAAGAUCGUACGAUUCGGCUGCAGCUCUGGGAUACAGCCGGACAGGAGCGUUUCCGCAGCCUCAUCCCCAGUUACAUCCGCGACUCAGCCGCUGCUGUGGUGGUUUAUGACAUAGCCAAUCUUAAUUCAUUCCAGCAAACCUCAAAGUGGAUUGAUGAUGUUAGAACAGAGAGAGGAAGUGAUGUCAUUAUCAUGCUUGUUGGGAACAAAACAGACUUGGCGGACAAAAGGCAAGUUUCUGUUGAGGCGGCAGAGAGGAAAGCUCGUGAACUCAAUGUGAUGUACAUAGAGACCAGUGCCAAGGCGGGCUAUAACGUCAAACAGCUGUUCCGCCGUGUUGCCGCUGCAUUGCCUGGGAUGGAUAGCACACCGGAGAAGAGCAAAGAGGACAUGAUCGACAUCAAUCUGGAGAAACAGCAAGAGAUGACUGUCACCGAGAGCAGCUGCUCAUGCUAGUACACCUCACCCAGCCUGUCUCCUCCCCACCAACAGCUUGUCUCUCAGUGGCCACUCUCUCCGCCCUCGGCUCACUCCCACUGGGGUCGGAGGACAUGUCUCUUUAUUUCCCUUUUCAACUCAGUGACUUUUCAGAGUAACCGUGUGGGUGUGCAUUACUGUAUUGAAACAGAUUAUCUGGGGGGGAUGGUUCAAAAGUAAACAUUUAAAACAAGGAAUAAGUUAAAUGAUAUGAUCAGAUCUUCAUCCAGUUGCAUGGCAUUCUAUAGGAUAGCAGACUGACAUAGCUAACCGCUCGUGAGUUAUUGCACAGUUCGGAUUCUUAGUGCUGUUACUCUUGUCAUUGUUGUAAAGUAAAACUGCUUGGGAUUAUUUAAAUGACUCUGCAAGGUUGAGUUCUCAACCUAUCGUAUUUCACUUUUUAUUUUAUUUUAAACGGGAGAGUUUGCCUCCAACUAUUCUGUCUCUCAGAUGACUUAUUGUUUCUUGACUUUGUCUUAUUCUGAGGAAGUAGAUACAGGAUCUUACCAGUGAAUUUACGGCAUCGCUAAUCAUUUUACCACAUUAGGCUCAAAUGGAAGAGGGUCAUUCAUUUGGGUAUUAUUUAUACCGGACACAUUUUAAACUGCCAAAUACAACAGUAUUAUAAUAAUACAAUACAACAUCAGCAGACCAAAUAUACAUUAUUUGAGACCUCAUUUAAAACAGUGCAAAAGGGAUGCGUAACCAAACAAUGAGGUAAUAGAUCAUCAAAGGGAAACUGUCCCAAGUUCACUAGACUGGCUACUAACCUGAAGCUAUGUCUGCAUUCAAACUAAAGCAACGGUCUUUCCCCAAGUUGUUAAAUUAGCUACAUGCAUACUAACAUGUCUGAUGAGUUUUCAUUUAUAAGAUGCCCCUAAAAACACACACAUACA